AUGGCUAAUAGUCAAAAUGUCGAAUGGAAGGCUGGAUCUCUUGCAGCAGUUGCUCGGAUGGAAGAAGCUGGCGACGCUGUCGCAUCCACAGAAGUCAUGAAUUGUGGCCCGCUAAUUGCUCUGAAGUGCCCUCUUUUUGGAUGGCCAAGAUGCGGCACUGAUCCGAGCGAGCGUCAAUCGUUGAUGCAACCGGCCAAUAGUCAAAAGGUUUCCUUUGCCAUUAUGAUGGACCAAGAGAGAUCCAAGGAAAAGGAAGUGGCAAUUCAAAGUCAUCCGACAAUACUCCGUGGCAUAUUGCGUAUCAUGGAUUGGUCCGAGCGGUGGUUCUAUAAAAAGGCCAUACUGCCAUCAAUUGACGGUCCACCGGGAUUGACCUUGAAUGGCAAUGAACAAGAUAUUGUAUUGGAGGCUAGUAGUUCACCUGGUCUGGAAACUGUUCGCUUGACCUUUCCUACCAUCACUAUAUUUCAAUAA
Molecule: messenger RNA, 474 nt
Organism: Cylindrotheca closterium
Lineage: Eukaryota; Bacillariophyta; Bacillariophyceae; Bacillariales; Bacillariaceae
Source: the annotation of a GenBank genome assembly